Messenger RNA from Nannospalax galili (Upper Galilee mountains blind mole rat), 2106 nucleotides. It is a transcript of the gene Magee2, whose product is annotated as MAGE family member E2. The record is from RefSeq and is a predicted model, not a curated record. NCBI's taxonomy places the organism in Eukaryota, Metazoa, Chordata, Mammalia, Rodentia, Spalacidae. Gene Ontology annotation, biological process: negative regulation of transcription by RNA polymerase II. Bases 236 to 1807 code for a protein of 523 amino acids. Gene Ontology annotation, cellular component: nucleus. The transcript has a single exon.
UCGCAGAGCCCGACUGCGCCUGCGUAGGCUGCGGCAAAGCUAACUGCUCUUAGGCUUUCGCUCAUUGCUGACUAGAGCUUGUUUAAAAAGAUCGCCUUUCUUACCAGCUCUCACUUUCCAUCCGCCCAGCUCCCGGGUCUCAGGCCUUGGCUGUGUGCCGAGGCACCAACACACCUGCCGUCCUCUCUCCGACGGAUCGCUGACCUCCCCGUUCGCGUUCCUGUCUCCCGGAACCAUGUCUCUGGUAAGCCAGAAUGCGCGCCACGGCAGCGCAGAAACCACUGCAGAUUACAGCGACGGCCGGGGUGAAAUGCAGGCUACUAACGCCUCCGGGCCCCCCACCUCCAUGGUAGUCCCCGAUGCUCCCCAGGGUCCUCCAAUUCCAAUCGACCCACAGGGUGCCAGCGCUUCCCAGGCUGCGCAGGACCCGAAUGACAUCGAGGUUCUCAUCGACGAGCAGUCUCGACGUUUGGGGGCGCUCAGGGUCCACGACCCUCUAGAAGACAGGUCGGUUGCUUUGGUGAAUUUCAUGCGCAUGAAAAGCCAAAGCGAGGGGUCCAUCCGGCAGUCAGACAUGCUGGAGUUUCUCAGAGAAUACUCAGAUCAGUUCCCUGAGAUACUCAGACGAGCCUCAGCUUACCUGGAUCGGGUCUUUGGGUUGAACCUGAGAGUUCUUGAUCCUCAGACUGACACCUACAACCUAAUCAGCAAACGGGGUCCCCAGACCACUGAACGGUUAGCAGAGACCCUAGACAUGCCAAAGGCAGGUCUCCUAGCUCUGGUCCUAGGCCACAUCCUCUUGAAUGGCAAUCGGGCAAGAGAGGCCUCCAUUUGGGACCUGCUGCUAAAGGUUGAUGUGAUGGAUGAGCCUCAGAGGAUCAACAACCUCUUUGGGAACACAAGAAACCUCCUCACUACUGACUUUGUCCGCAUGCGAUUUUUGGAGUACUGGCCAGUGUAUGGCACUAAUCCUCUCGAAUUUGAGUUCCUGUGGGGUUCUAGAGCCCACAGGGAAAUCACAAAGAUGGAAGCCCUGAAGUUUGUAGCAGAGGCCCAUGAUGAAGAACCCUGGAGCUGGCCAGAAGAGUAUAACAAGGCCCUGGAAGCGGACAAAGCCAAAGAGAGAAGCCAGGCUGCUGGCUUAGAGUUCUGGUCAGAGGACACUAUGAACGAUAAAGCAAAUGAUUUGGUCCAGUUGGCCAUUAAUGUCACUGAGGAGUUGCUGCCUAUACAUCAGGAUGAGCUUUUGGCUCACACUGGCAAAGAAUUCGAGGAUGUGUUCCCAAAUAUCCUCAGCCGAGCCACUCUAAUCCUUGAUCUGUUUUAUGGGUUCUCUCUGAUUGAGGUUGAUACCAGUGAGCACAUCUACCUCCUAGUCCAGCAACCAGAAUCAGAAGAAGAGCAAGUGAUGCUCGAGAGCUUGGGCAGACCCACCCAAGAAUAUGUGAUGCCAAUCCUGGGUUUGAUCUUCCUGAUGGGCAACCGAGUCAAAGAGGCCAACAUCUGGAACUUGCUUCGGAGAUUUAGCGUGGAUGUAGGGAGAAAGCACGCCAUCACCUGUAAGCUUAUGCGACAACGCUACCUGGAAUGCAGGCCACUGUCCUACUCUAAUCCAGUUGAAUAUGAGCUGCUUUGGGGUCCUCGGGCUCACCUUGAAAUCACCAAAAUGAAAGCCUUGGAAUACAUGGCCAGGCUCUACAGAAAGAGACCACAGGACUGGCCAGAGCAAUACAGGGAGGCUGUGGAAGAUGAGGAGGCCAGAGCCAGAUCUGAGGCAACUGCCAUGUUCUUCUUUGGCUCCAUGUGAAGUCUGGAGGCGGUUUCGUUUUAGUUGAGUGACAUCAGUUAAACGGGCCUUUGGGAAAUGGGCACUGGUGUUCUAAAUCAGAAAUUGGGAGGGUUGGGGUAGAGAUUACACCUUAUGCUUACUGUGUUCCAGUUCUAAUAGUGUUUCUUUCCUUCUAAUAUAUUCUUAAAUUGGCUUCUUGAUCAGUGUUUAUAAAUGAAGUUGCUCAUUUGCUCUUCCUGUCUUGUUUAAAUAUAAAUGUUCAGAUAACUGUGUAAAAUGUAUUUGUAGUAUGUACAUCUUUGAAAUAACCAGUAAAA